Molecule: messenger RNA, 2267 nt
Organism: Echinops telfairi (small Madagascar hedgehog)
Lineage: Eukaryota; Metazoa; Chordata; Mammalia; Afrosoricida; Tenrecidae
Gene: FAM117A
Product: family with sequence similarity 117 member A
Exons: 9
Coding region: 1-1404 (467 amino acids)
Source: RefSeq, a predicted model, not a curated record
AUGCGGGGCGCCCUGCGAGGAGGACUGGUCCUGGGAGCAAGGUGCGAGUGGGCGCAGGACGCCUGCCUCGGAGGGGGGAGGGGCGUCGGGGAGCGCCCGGAGGAGCCAACCAUGUGUUGCUUCUCCAACUGGACUGUGGACGCAUCACCAAAUAGCAGCACCCCUGUCUGCUUUUUCUUCGCUUCGAACCUCCCAUCCUUGAAAACCUCCCUGUUCUUUGCAAGGAGACCACCAGACAACAGCCGGCAGAGGAGCGUAUCCAGCGUCCCGUGUUCCGUGGCCCCAGAAAAGUCAGUGUGUAGGCCUCAGCCACCCCAGGUCCGACGCACAUUCUCUCUGGACACCAUCCUCAGCUCCUACCUUCUGGGCCAGUGGCCACGCGAUGCUGACGGGGCCUUCACCUGCUGUACCAAUGACAAGGCCACCCAGACCCCCCUGUCUUGGCAAGAGCUAGAAGGCGAGCAGGCCCGCUCCUGUACGCACAAGCGCUCAGCAUCCUGGGGCAGCACAGACCACCGAAAAGAGAUCACCAAGUUGAAGCAGCAGCUGCAGAGGACAAAGCUGGGCCGCAGCGGGAAGGAGAAGGAGAGGGGCUCCCCGCUCCAAGGGGACCACGCGGUGCGGGGAGCGCUGAGGGCAUCCCCGCCCGGCUUCUCGGCAGGGUCCGCUGUGCUCCGACUUAGCCCCUGCCUGCACAGGAGCCUGGAAGGGCUCAACCAGGAGCUGGAGGAGGUGUUCGUGAAGGAGCAGGGAGACGAGGAGCUGCUGAGGAUCCUCGAUGUCCCAGACGGGCACCGUGCCCCCGCCCCUCCCCAGAGCAGCAGCUGCGAUCAUUCCCUCCUUCCCCCGGAGCCUGGCAACCUGGCCCGCUCUCCCUCCGUGCCCCUGGCAUCCCCCCAGCCGUCUGGCUGGGCCAGCCGCGAGGAGCACCGGGCGGCCGUCGAGGAGCUGGCAUCCGUCCCCAAUGACAAAGCCUCCCUGGAAGAGGGCAGCCCGUCGCCAGUGCUCGCCUCUGCCGCCUCCCCUCGGCCCAACCACAGUUACGUCUUCAAACGGGAGCCCCCUGAAGGCUGCGAGAGAGUGCGGGUGUUUGAAGAAGCCUCGUCCCCAGGGCCUGACCUGGCCUUCUUGACCUCCUGUCCUGACAAGAACAAAGUCCAUUUCAGCCCGACCGGCUCGGCCUUCUGCCCUGUCAGCCUGACGAAGCCCCUCUUCCCCACCAUGGGCUUCCUCUUCCGCAAUUGCCCCUCAAGCCCAGGCUCUCCCCUCCCCCCAGGCAGCCCCCGGCCACCUGCUCGGAAGGACCCAGAGGCUUCCAAGGCCUCUCCGCUGCCCUUCGAGCCGUGGCAGCGCAGCCCGCCCUCCGACGAGCCUGUGCUUUUCCAGAGCUCCCUGGUGGUCUGAGGCCUGCCCCGUGGAGACCGUGCCUUGUGGGCCCCUCCCGGAGCCGGGGCUGGAGCGGCCCUGCCCUCUCGGCCUUGAGCACUUUCCAUCGUCGUGUCAAAGCCCGGGUCCUAACGUGAGGGGCCCUGCCUUCCCCACGAGCAGCCCGCAGCUCACCGCUCACACCCGGGUCCCUGCUGCCUCCGCACUUGGAGGACAACCCACCCAGAGGUGGUGGGUCCCCCACACUGAGGUGCGGCUCCACAGGACUACCCGUGAGGCCCUGGUCCUUGUGCUGGAGCAAGCCGGCUGUGACUGAAGGAGAGGGGAUGGCCCAGAUCGCCUUCGCGGCCCCUCACACACAAGGGGAGACCAGAAGCCAGAGAUUGUCCUUAGCCCCACCCCUGUGGCUCCCUCGAGUUGGUGGGAUGACCAAAGUAGCCCUGAAGGGCCCUGACACUUGACCAGUGUGGCUGCUGGCGGGGGUGCCAGUGUCAUUUUUCAUCUCGCUCUCCCCGACUGAAGCUUGUCUGAGCAGCAGGCCGGCCUGCCCAGCCCCAGGUGGGGAGUGGGGUGCAGGGAGAUGGAGAGCGGGUGUUCCUCUGGGUGGCAAGGGACCACUCUGCACCCUCCACCUGCCCCAGGUCUGGGUAGGAUUAGGGGGGGGGAAAAGCCUAUUUUUCUUGUAUUGAUGUAGAAACUAUUUUCUCCCAAAGACACUAUUUUUGCAGCUGUUUGAAGUUUGUAUAUUUUCCGUACUGCAGAGCUUACACAGCCAUUGAAGACGAAUGUUCGAUAUUUGAGUUGUCUUAUCCUGUGUUUAGAGGUUGUUUUGUGCAUAUCUCGGUGUUCCUCAACCAAAUAAAUAAAUCAUAUUCCCAGCA